GACAUGAGGCUUCUUCAACAGCGACAAAAGGCUUCUGAUUUAACCACGCUGUGCCUUGCUAGCAAACCUAAAAACCGAAACAUUGGAGCUCUUUAGACCAAUCUUGUGUAUAUUACUCUUAGUGUUUUCAACAUAAUUCUGUUUACAUAUCUACUGGUUCAUUUAAACGUAAUUUGCUUGUUAAAUUAUCAAAUGUGUUACAUUGAUACUGCACUAGGCUAAUCUCCCGGAGCAUAAACUCACUAAUCUAGACGGAGAAAGAAACUGGUGAAAGGAGGCAAAGAAGCUUGAAGAAUGAAUAAGGAGGCUAUCACAUUGAAACAAGAGGAUGAUAUUACAGUGAAAGAGGAAUAUGGGAACGAGGUUGUCAAAGUGGAAAAAGAGGUAGAAGCUUUCAGAAUCAAAAAGGAGGAAGAUGCCGUAAAAUUGAAAGAGGAGGAAGACCCUUUUGGAGUAAAAGAGGAGGAUAUCUCAAUAAAAGAGGAAGACGUUUUGGGAGUGAAAAAUGAGACUGAAGAUCCGAUUACCACCAGAGACAGACAUGACUAUUGUGGAUCCUCUGGGGAGCCUCAACAACAUCCUGAUGCUGACGAAGUAGAGAAGAGUCUCUCCAGAUCAGAACACCAGAUGGACAACGCUAGCCCCUCCUCCCUCCCGGAGUCCCCGUGUCGUACCUCUCCCGGUAGCACCUUACUGCUGGGUAUGAAGAGGUUGUCUGUGCUGCUGGUGGACUGCAGGAAAACAACAGGGCUGAGUGGAACUGUGAGAGGAGGAGAAGAGAUGAAAGGAUCAGAUUUGACUCAUCAAAAAAUUGACCAACAGAGUGACACAGAAGGAAUGGAUGAGGACUCUGCGAGUGACCAGAGUUUUGAUCCCAGCGAUUCUGAUUGGGAGCCCAUACUGCCAAGGUGCAAAUCCCCCACUGAAGCUGGUCCAUCCAGCCGGACCCCUGCUGUCUCCGGCACCACACCUACCCCCGCCCGGCCAUCAAGAGGUGUGGAGCCGGUGACAAAGAAGCGGAGGAAGGGAACCUCUGUCCCUUCUGCUCCUUCAACCAGUGGUGUGCACAUGCUUAAAUUCCUUAUUGCAGGCAGGAAUGAGUGCAAAAGGGGCUUAGUAAGGAGGCUUCGUUGUGCUCUUUGCAAAAAGAAAUCCUCUGUCGGCUGCACCACCUGUUCAGUGACCCUCUGCUUCACAGCAGAAAGAGACUGCUAUGGGCUAUGGCAUCAGCAGCGCAAUAUUGUGUAGAGGGUCUUCACAUUAUUGAACAUUGAACGUGUAAAUAGUUACCCUUGUUAUUUAAAAAAAAAUGUAAUUAUUCAUUUAAAAUUUUGGUAUUUUAAAUUUUUUUCUUCAAUUUUUCCAAUAUAUUUUUGGGGGUAUUUUUGUAUAUAGUUAUUUGCAUCGAUGUUCCAAUUCGGUACAUUUGGGAAACUUGUGAGGGACACCUGGGUGACUUCAUGCCCAAUGGCAUGUGCCUCAGUCAUUCCUAGAGGUAUCUGUCUGAAACUUUGGUCAAAUACUGUUGCCUACUUAUGUUCUUAUUUGAAAUUAGCCCCAGUAUCAUAACUGAAUGUUUGGCUGUUCUUGUUUAUUUUAAAGAUGCGACAACAUUAAAAUAACAGAAAAACGUC
Molecule: messenger RNA, 1634 nt
Organism: Oncorhynchus mykiss (rainbow trout)
Lineage: Eukaryota; Metazoa; Chordata; Actinopteri; Salmoniformes; Salmonidae
Source: RefSeq, a predicted model, not a curated record